Puccinia graminis f. sp. tritici CRL 75-36-700-3 is the source of this 910-nucleotide messenger RNA. RefSeq lists its product as uncharacterized. NCBI's taxonomy places the organism in Eukaryota, Fungi, Basidiomycota, Pucciniomycetes, Pucciniales, Pucciniaceae. The coding region runs from base 26 to 910 and encodes 294 amino acids. The transcript has 3 exons. The record is from RefSeq and is a predicted model, not a curated record.
ACCAACUCGAAUAUCCAAAAACAUCAUGGCCGAAGAACAAGAUCCAGUCCUCGUCGGCUUCAGCCAUCUGAUGAAUAAAUACGAACCAGUGUUCUUUGGGCAAUGGAGGGAUGAGGAAAACCCUCCCGAAGAAGGGGACUCCUCAGGCCUCUCGGAUGAUCAAAAACUUAAAACACUUCAAGAUCUCUUGGAUUCGAUGAAGCAUAGUCUUCUUCCCCAGCUCAACGACCAACUCACAACGCUCUCAGAUUUACUCUUCCCAUCCGCCUUCUGGAACCAACCAGAGAUCACGCGCAAACUGGUCUUGGAAACUCAGCCAGAGCUCGAGAGGACGAUCGAUCAGAUCAAGGCUACCAUCGCUACCCUCUGUCCCCUACCCACCCUCUCCACUUCAACCCGGACGGACGACCAGGAUCUCAAAGGGUUGAAAUACUACAGGCUCCAACGACUCAAGUCCAAAUUUAAUGAGGAACUCUUGUACCAUCUCAACCAACUCUUUACGCGUGCUUAUUUCGUCUUCCAACAAAUCCGAUGGGUACCGGAUCAAGUCAGACCCGAGCAGUUUGACGGAUGGCCAUGUCGAGAAGAAUUUGCCAAGCACGUCCGUCUAGGCUCUCUUACGAUCGCCUCCAUGGUCCUCAUGAUAGACUGUUCUGAGCUCGAUCUUGUCCAGCAACAAUGGGCACCAGAGCUCCAGAACAUCGAAGAGACGAUGAAAGAGAUGGGCGGGUUGAUUGCCCGCUCAUCCUCCGGUCGACCGAGUCCAUUACCGGUCGAAUUCGAAAAAUUGGGAUCCUUCAGCACUCGUCUGCCGGCCAACAUACCUCCGAAAACAAUGGUGAUCCGGCUGGCCCAACUGACGCUUCCGCUGAUGAUGAUACAGAUCCAGACGGAGGAGGGGAGCGGCUGA